Messenger RNA from Centrocercus urophasianus (Greater sage-grouse), 665 nucleotides. Its product is annotated as peptidyl-prolyl cis-trans isomerase FKBP3-like. Gene Ontology annotation, molecular function: peptidyl-prolyl cis-trans isomerase activity. NCBI's taxonomy places the organism in Eukaryota, Metazoa, Chordata, Aves, Galliformes, Phasianidae. The record is from RefSeq and is a predicted model, not a curated record. The annotation marks the transcript as partial. The transcript is spliced from 5 exons.
CGGCCCCGCGGCUCUCAGCGCUUCAAGGGCACGGACGGAGCCGAGCCGGCGGCGGAGAAAGCGAAGCCCGGCAAGGCGGAGAAGGAGAAGGAGAAAGCGGCGAAGGCCGAGGAGCCCGCGGAGGAGGGGCCGCCGAAGUAUGUCAAAUCCAUCUUAAAGAAGGGCGACAAAACCAACUUCCCAAAGAAAGGAGACACCGUGCACUGCUGGUACACCGGGAAGCUGCAGGACGGAACCGUCUUCGACACCAACAUCCAGACCAGUUCAAAGAAGAAGAAAGCAGCCAAACCUUUAAGUUUCAAAGUCGGCAUAGGAAAAGUUAUCAGAGGCUGGGAUGAAGCUCUCUUAACUAUGAGUAAAGGAGAGAAGGCUCAGCUGGAAAUUGAACCUGAGUGGGCGUAUGGCAAGAAAGGGCAGCCGGAUGCUAAAAUUCCACCAAAUGCAAAACUUUUCUUUGAAGUGGAAUUGGUGGAUAUUGAGUGAAAUGAAGGUUUGUCUUUGCUGCUGGGAAUGCAUUUGAGCAAGAAAGCUUCUGACAGCUGCAGUUCUGCUCUCGUAACUUCAGGAUAUAACUACAACUGUGGCCUUGUAUUGAAAUCAGAUUUGCUCCCCCCAACUGCUGUACAGUAACACACCACUAAAGAAAACAUUGUUUAUACACGCAA